This is a messenger RNA of Siniperca chuatsi (mandarin fish), 1310 nucleotides long. Its product is annotated as cytochrome c oxidase assembly factor 6 homolog. Gene Ontology annotation, biological process: respiratory chain complex IV assembly. Gene Ontology annotation, cellular component: respiratory chain complex IV; mitochondrion. Lineage: Eukaryota; Metazoa; Chordata; Actinopteri; Centrarchiformes; Sinipercidae. The transcript is spliced from 3 exons. The record is from RefSeq and is a predicted model, not a curated record. The coding region runs from base 237 to 479 and encodes 80 amino acids.
ACGCCUAGACGUCAUCACGAAGCGACAAGGAAGUGCUGCUAUGCACGUCCUUCACUUUACUCUGUGCUACACUACCUAAAGACGUUACCGAAUUGUUUUUGUAGUUUAGUAACAGUAUUACUGUGAUUUUUUCCGGUUUUAUGGAGUGACAGAAGCAAACAGAAGUGGUGUUUGGGACAAAGAAAUCCUUUUGAAAGUUUUAGCGAUUCAUUCGUGUCUCCCAGGGCCAAGCAGCCAUGACGGCUCCAAACUCGGCAGAAAGGAAGGCCUGCUGGGGAGCCAGGGACCAGCUGUGGAAAUGUCUGGAUGACAAUGAUGACAAAGCUGCAUCCUGCCAGAAGUUCCAGAGCGAGUUCAAGGCGAAUUGCCCCGCUCAGUGGGUGAAAUAUUUCACCAAGAGGAGAGACUUCUUGAAAUACAAAGAGAAGAUGCAGACAGAAGGCUUCACACCUGCUGAAGGCCCCCGGCAGCCCUCCUAACCACUGGACAGCAGACCACCAUCAAAAUCUGCAACCUGACUGACUUUUAGCCUUAUUGAGACCAGGGCCAGAGGUGCAGGACUUUGAGAGGAGUCUGCUGACUUAAUUGUGGACAGAGUACCUGAACUUCACCUUUCAUCGUUAUUUAUUUGUACAGAUAAAAGCUUCAUCAAGAAACAUAUUGCAUAUUCGCAGCUCCAAGUGGCAGAAUGAGCGAUCUGUUUGAAAAUAGUUUGAGCUUCCCUCCUCAGAAAUUCUUGGCGUCAGCUGAUGUUAACCAGCCCAGCUGGUCUGAGAUGUUUGAGCCGCAGUUCGUGAAUCCAGUGUUCUCAGUCAGUUGAAUUUCACCUGGAAAUUACAUGUAAUUUUGCCACAGUGGACAAACUUGACUGUUGUUACUUGAGUCAAAUUUAUGAUGUUGGAAUACUUGUAAUCAGUGCAGCCCUUACACAUAUCCACACAUACAGUACAUGCACACACACACACACACACACACACACAGGGUCUGUGUCAACACUCAUCUUAACACUGUCCAAUAUGAAUUUUCUGUGAUUGUGUUUAAUGAAAGUAUCACUUCCUCUCCAUUUGUCCCAAACACAGAGUGGUGUUCCACCUCUGCAUGGAGUUUGGGUUAAACGUUUUUGUGCAUUCAAACCAGUCAUGAGUUUUGAUCAGUUCAAUUAUACUAGUGUGAUUUACAGAUAAAUGCUCAUCUUUUCUGAUUGCUGAUCCUUCCCUUUUUAAUUCCCGGACAGUGCCUCAUUAGGCAAAAUCUCAAAAGUGUGACUGACUUGUGGUGUUGUAUGUAAAUAAAUAAAACAAUAAAUACAA